Messenger RNA from Plodia interpunctella (Indianmeal moth), 3664 nucleotides. RefSeq names its product protein O-mannosyl-transferase TMTC1-like. The record is from RefSeq and is a predicted model, not a curated record. The coding region runs from base 216 to 2666 and encodes 816 amino acids. NCBI's taxonomy places the organism in Eukaryota, Metazoa, Arthropoda, Insecta, Lepidoptera, Pyralidae. The transcript is spliced from 15 exons. Gene Ontology annotation, molecular function: protein binding.
UUGAUAGUCAGUCACGGUCGGUCAGUCGAUAGGCGACUGCGAAGCGGGUCGGACGCGCGCGCGGUCCGCUCCUGAAUCAUUCACGAUUUCAUACGCAUAUUUUGUUUAAAAAUUAUUUUAAUAGUGUGUGAACUUUUGUUUAUCUGUUUAAUUACGUAGUAUUCUCGGUUACUAUGAUUCCAGCGAUUGGUUGAGAAAAUUGAGAAGGAACACAAAUGUGCAAAUGUCGGAGCCUGACAGUGCGGACCUUCCGACACAGCCCUAGGAUGAAACGCAAACCCCUCCCCCCCGUGCGGGAGGAGCCCCCCUCACUCCCCUCGAGCAAACACAGCGACUUUGCCAUCUACGCCAUGGUGACAGCCACCGCUGUUCUCAGUUAUAUUAACAGCUUAAACGGUGACUUUGUUCACGACGAUAUCCCGGCUAUAGUGACUAAUGGUGACGUCACAGGGACUAAUUCUCUGAAGCAGUUGUUUUUGGACGACUUUUGGGGCACUCCGAUGGCUGAUGUGAACAGUCAUAAGUCGUAUAGGCCUUUGACUACGCUUUCAUUUAGAUUAAACCAUGCCCUUUCAGGGCUCAGGCCGUGGUGGUGGCAUGCCAGCAAUGUAGCGCUUCACGCCGCGUGCUGCGCUUUAGUCGCUCGCGCGUGCGUCACUAUAGCGCGGCUGCAGCGGCCUUUUGCAGCGCUGGCUGCGCUGUUGUUUGCUGUACACCCUGUACAUACUGAAGCGGUGGCCGGUGUGGUCGGUAGAGCCGACGUGCUAGCUUGCAUAUUUUUUCUAUCGUCCUUAUUAGUAUAUCAUAGACCAUCCAGCAACAAGAAAUGCGUAUGGCUGAGUAUAGUGCUCGGCGCGUUGAGCAUGCUCGCCAAGGAGACUGGUAUCACUAUACUAAUGCUCAACUUAUUGUUCGAUUUCUACCGUUGCUGGCCUUUCGUUAGGAGGUCACUCUGCUCAUUGAAAAUUGAGAAGAAAUGCACAGGGCUGUCAAUACGUACAAUAAAAGUGGUGGUGUCACUGGCCUUGCUGAUCUGUCUGAGGUUGGCGCUGCUACAGGGCACGUGGCCCACCUUCUCGUCACAGGACAACCCAGCUGCUUUCCAUCCUAGCUUCUUUGUGAGGUUGAUGACUUUCUGCUAUCUUGCCGCCUUCAAUUGGUGGUUGCUGUUGUGUCCCUGGUCUUUGAGCCACGACUGGCAAAUGGGGUCUGUUCCGCUCAUAGCCAGUGGGUGGGACCCUCGGAAUCUGCUCACCUGUGCUGCUUUCGGGGCCUUGCUGCUACUCUGCUAUAGGUGUAUCGCUGAUUUGGAGGUCCAGCGACACACCCCAGCGGUAAUUGGUCUUCUGCUCCUGGUGAUUCCCUUCGUGCCUGCCAGCAAUUUGCUGGUCACAGUCGGUUUUGUGAUCGCGGAACGAGUACUCUAUAUACCUAGUGUGGGAAGUGUAAUAAUCACCGCAUACGGGGUCCAGCUGAUGUGGUACUCCAAGCCCGGUACCAAGGUGUGCCUGGUCGUCGGCCUAGCUGUGUUAGCUGCCAGCGGCGUCGCCAGGACGUACAGGCGAAACGCCGAUUGGAGAGACCGCGCUACACUUCUCAGGGUGGAUCUAGCGACUUUACCGCAGAACGCCAAACUGCACUACAACUUAGGGAACUUUCUGCGCGAAACCGAACAGCAGGAAGGCGCCAUCAAACAUUAUAAAGAAGCGCUCAGGUUAUGGCCUAGCUAUGCAAGUGCACACAACAACAUGGGCACUCUAGUGGCGGGAUCCGAUAACGCUGAACAACACUUCUUACAUGCCAUCAAGUUCAACAAGAAUCAUGUCAACGCGCAUUAUAACCUUGGGAAACUGUACAAAAAAAGCGGUCGCUCCCACCAAGCCAUCGCAAUGCUAGAGAAGUGCAUUUGGCUGCAACCGAAGUUUGUCCAGGCACACGUGGAACUACUAUCUUUGAAGCCAGAAAGAGACAAGAAGAUGAUACUGACCAAGCUUCUCGAGUUAGAUCCGAGUAAUUGGGAGCAUUUUGUACUGUUCGGAGACUGGUUUAGAACUAAGGGAUUUGCAGCACCAGCUUCUAAGUACUACUUGGAGGCUUUACGACUGAACUUCAGACACCGCUACGUGGAAAAGGCGGUGAGAUCUGACCUCAUUUCACUGCGUUCCACCGCGCUCAUGUACAGGUCUCUGGGGCAGAAGUCCAGGAUCUUACAGCUAAUAACCAGGUGGCACACCUGGCGUCGAGGCUGGCCGAGUGCUGCCGCACAUAUUUACUUGCGAGACUGGAGACUCAAGAUGGAGUUAGAAGGCCGCUCACAGAUCUACUCCCGGGCUGUGAGCCCUACUAAAUCUACAACGUGUUUCGACCACUCACAGCUGUCAGGGAAUGGCAAAAUCCAAGAAAAAAAUCAUUUACUAAGGGAACCUGUACAACGACAUUUAAACAGUGUCCCUCCAAAUGAAAGUGACAAAAGUGAAUGUGGAAAAAAGUGUACAACAAAAAAACGUGUUUCAAUAUCCUCCCAAAUCAAAAUGACUCAUAACAAAUCUGAAACUAGACAUGAUAAAAAGAAAUGUAAUUUACAUAGAAAAGACAAAGAUGUUAAAAAUAACGAUGUAUCUAUAACGGGUCCUUUAUCUGAUCAUAUUAUUUUGAAAACCUUUUAAAAUUUAAAGUGUGAUAUUAUAAGCGUGAUUUAAUAAGUAGUGUUUGCGCUUGCAAAUAUUGUUUUGUGAAAUGACAUUAGAUAUAAUCAUGCAGACAAUAUCGCAAGAAUUGUAGAUAAGAAAAUGGACGACGCUAGAAAUUCUAUUGAUGUUUAAUGAAAAGCUCAAAAAAUACCAUACAUGUAAUUUAUUCUGGAGGCUUUUGAAAAUGAUAAAAUAUAAUUUUUUGAAAUAUUCCAUACGAGUCAUAAAAUGUGACAUCUAAUAGAAUUUGAAGUAUCGAAAACAUUAGAUAGAUAACUAAUUUAUAGGUUUGUAGAAAUUGAAAAUGAAAAUAUAUUUUUGUCAAUGGUUCGAUAGGUGAUUUUUGAACAAUGUUCACAAUGUUUUUACGCUAGUAUAAAAUGUCGAAACAGCUUUAUUUAAAUCAUCAUAUUAUGUAAUAUAGUUCUGUCUUAUUAUUAUUUUUAAUUCAUGUCAAGUACGAAACCACACUCUGUUCAGUUUUGACAUUUGUAAAAUGUUUUCAGAACUGAUUUCAGAACACAUACUUUCCAAAUAAAUAGAUAUUAUCUGCAAGAUAUUCCAGAAAAUAAUUUGCUUUGAUUGUAUAUCCAGAUUCAUUAAUUUAAUUACCGUUUUUUGAUGAAAAUGGUUUUGUAAUUAUGUAAAAUUGGAAUCUCAAUAAACCAAUGUAGAAAAUUAAAAUCAAUUUUAAAAAAUCCAUUGAAAAUGUAUGUAAAGCUGUUUUUACAUUACCUACAAGAUGUGCCAGAGCCAGCUUACAAGUUCGCUUAUUCAGAUGAUAAGAAUCACGAAUGCUUUCUUCAUAAGAAAUACAUUUUGUACAGUUAGAAUCACCCCUGCAAUGUAUUGAAACCGUGUUUAACCAAACAUCUCAAUAGUAACAAUAAGACUUGUACAUAGUAAUAAUUAGGACAUAAAUAGCACAUGCAAAAGCUUUGAAUGUAACUGAGAAUAAACAAUUGAUUAACUUU